This is a messenger RNA of Oncorhynchus mykiss (rainbow trout), 3420 nucleotides long. RefSeq lists its product as uncharacterized. NCBI's taxonomy places the organism in Eukaryota, Metazoa, Chordata, Actinopteri, Salmoniformes, Salmonidae. The record is from RefSeq and is a predicted model, not a curated record. Gene Ontology annotation, biological process: cell differentiation.
UUGGGUCAUAUUGGGACAUAUGUGACAAGAGUGGGGGUUACAGCCAGGUUUAGAGAGACAACUCACCAUCUCAUUCAGCAGCUUGAGGAUGCUGAUUGUGAGCUCCUUUCCUGCAUGUAAAAAGGAUUCACAUUGACUCGGAUCAAGAAACAAUUGGCACAGCAGAGCUGUCUCGCAUCUGAAGGGACGUUCCUGAGCGAGCAGCCACUCAUGACGUGAACUUCUAAACACACCCAUUGAGAUAAAAAAAUAAAAAAAAUAAAAAAACACUGAGGUGAUUCAUCCGACGAACUCAGAGCAAGCAGCAGCCCACUUCCAAUUGUCAUGGCAACAGCAUGUGAAUGCAUUGGGCCAUAGGUGCAGACUGUAGAGUGGAUGUAGGAGUGCGGCAUCGGAAGCCACAGCUCUAUCUCCUGAAGCAGGCUGUAAGCUGAAUGAAAAGUGAAACCCUGUUCUCUAAAGAGGAGCCAUCUCUGCUCAGCCAAUCAGCCUGUGAUCUGCCUGGUCUCUCAGGAAAGUCUCUGAUGCCAUGGAGCACAAGGCCCUGAUGUAUACCAGUCAACCCUGGAAGGGGCCCAAGGGCUCCACCUUCACCCCCAACUGGGACACCCCAUCAUGCCGACCAACCGUCACAUCCCUUUGCCCUGACGUGGUAAAGUCCCCGUGUCAACAUGCUGCCAACAUAUGUCACCCUUCAGAAGUCCCUGUGACCUCCCAGUCCCAGCAGAUUGGCCCCCACGCUUCAACAUCCUCUGGGUUUUCUGCCACCUCCAACACUGCCAGUAGAAAAGGUGAAAAGGAGUGUAAUAUAGUCAUCCCCAUUCAAAAUGAGGAGACGGCCCUGCCAGCAUACAACCCUGGGUUUCGCGGACGCUCCUUCUCCGCAGCCACUGCCUCACACCCAGUCCCACCCAGACGCAGAUGUGACAGCUACGUCCACCUAUGCCCCGACAACGGCUCAGAGGACACUAGCAGAGGCGACGCCUCCCAGUUGAGCCCAGACGUCUCCCCUGAUCAUGGUGGUCCACGGUCGCGGUCCCGCAGCAUCAUCCUGAGGAAGACAAAGAGGAGGCCGGCGCCGCCAACCCGUAGCGUGUCCCUCAGGAGAGAAUCUGCCACCAAGCUCAGGGACAACAGGACUAAGAGCCUUUAUAUCGACAGGGACCCUGGCCCCCAUGACUCCUUCCUGCCUGACCUCAUCCUCAUCUCCACUCCGAGGACAGAGGAGGUGAUGUGCCUGGAGCAGUCCCCUGCUCAGCCUGUACAGGCCCGGGUUGGGCCACCAGUCAACGACAAUGGGCAGCUAUGUGAAGAAAGGUCUAUUGAGCCCUGCUGUCUCAUGUCAAGCUCAGGUCCUGCUAUGGGUGUACCUGUAAAUGAGGGAAGAAAAGCCUCCAGCAGGUCAGAAUCGGUCAGACCCCUUCCCCCCUUGCAACGCCCGCAGUCUCUAACUUGUAAGCAGUCCCCCUUCCAACAACCUGCCUCAGUCUCUCCCUCCAGUGGCCAGUCCAGCUCUCAGUGUGAGACUCGUUCCCCUCCUGUCCUCACAUCUGCCAUCACGGGACCCUCCCCCUUGGGCUGCAGGAUGCGCCCCAAGUCCUCCACCUCGCCCACCUCCCCCAGAUCCAGCAGGCUGCGGCUAUCCUUGGAGUUGCCAGGGGUCGUCCCUCUCCCAGACCCGGCGGUGAUCAAACCCAAAGCUCCCCGGCGACACUCAGAGUCCUCUGGGUCGUCUGGCACCACCAGACCCAGACAGAGGCUGAGCUCCAGCAUGAUGGUGAUGCCUGUGGUGACCCAGGAGGAUCUCAGCAAUGUGCGUUUGCGUUCCGUCAGCAGCUCAGACUCUGACAAAGGCCUGGAGGGCUCACCUGAAGUCAUCAGGGAGGAGGAGCUGGAACAGGAGCUGGAGUUGGAGAGCUGCCCACUGGUCCACCACAGUCCUAAAGCUAAACCACCUGUUGCUGCUAAGCCACCUGCACACAAAUGGCCACCGAUACAUUUGGUAAAGUCUUCCUCAGUCUCUACUCAUUUCUCAGAGACCGUUCCAGCCUCACCAAGAGAGAGCCAGGGGGACAUGUAUAUGGUGGAAAGGAGACCAAAACCUAAAAGGUCGCACCAGCUUCCUCGUGUUGCCAGUGAUGGGGUUAUGGUUGAGAGGCAGCAAGCUGUAGACAGGCAACAAUAUGAUGACCCACACCCACCACCCGCCUCCUGCCAUUCAGAGAACAAGGAUGUGAGAAGGACCUCUCCCACCAGGACCUCAUUUCUCCUAGCUGAACUGGAUAGGAAGAAGAAGAUGGUUCCCCCUCCAGUCGCAAAGAAACCGGAUGUCCUCUUCAUGUCCUCCAUCAGCUCACUGGGACAGAAGAGUAAUAGGAGCCAUGUCUGGUCUGGGCCCAGUGGUGCUUACCAGUCUCCUGCCAGUGCAUACCAGUCUCCUGCCAGUGAUUACCAGUCUCCUGCCAGUGAUUACCAGUCUCCUGCCAGUGCAUACCAGUCUCCUGCCAGUGCAUACCAGUCUCCUGCCACUGCAUACCAGUCUCCUGCCAGUGAUUACCAGUCUCCUGCCACUGCAUACCAGUCUCCUGCCAGUGAUUACCAGUCUCCUGCCACUGCAUACCAGUCUCCUGCCACUGCAUACCAGUCUCCUGCCACUGCAUACAAGUCUCCUGCCACUGCAUACCAGUCUCCUGCCAGUGCAUACCAGUCUCCUGCCAGUGCAUAUCCGUCUCCUGCCAGUGCAUACCAGUCUCCUGCCAGUGCAUACCAGUCUCCUGCCACUGCAUACCAGUCUCCUGCCAGUGCAUACCAGUCUCCUACCACUGCAUACCAGUCUCCUGCCAGUGCAUACCAGUCUCCUGCCAGUGCAUACCAGUCUCCUGCCAGUGCAUACCAGUCUCCUGCCAGUGCAUACCGAGACAAAGACUUUACUGGACAAGAUCUCAACCAUCACAGUAUAAGAGAUGGGUUCGUCCUAGAUGAGAACUGUGAAGAGAGGAGGGCAAUGCCUCAGAUGAGAACACUGUGCCUCGGGGAGGAAGAGGAGGAAGAGUUGGAGCGCAACUCACAGUCAACUACUGAGGACCUAUUCACCAUCAUACACAGGUCCAAGAAGAAACUCCUGGGUCGCAAAGAAACAGCUGACAGCAGGCAAGGUUACGGAUCCCCCAUUAAAGGCAUCCAGGGGGUUGGCCAGAAGUCCAGCUCCAAAAAUGACAACUUCAUGGCUUUUCUGCAGAGGCGGAGGAGCAAUAAACCCAACUCUGGGGAGAGACUGUCAGCCGCUGAACUGCUGAAGAGUACCAAACCACUGGUCGGUCAGCCAUAGAGCAUCAAACAACUCCAAUGUUUAUGUUUCUCAAUGUGUUGCAAACACUUAUCACUCAAUAUGGGGCAUGAGGGUAUUGUGGACAAUCAGGG